Messenger RNA from Arabidopsis thaliana (thale cress), 1501 nucleotides. RefSeq names its product Late embryogenesis abundant (LEA) protein-like protein. The record is from RefSeq and is marked reviewed. NCBI's taxonomy places the organism in Eukaryota, Viridiplantae, Streptophyta, Magnoliopsida, Brassicales, Brassicaceae. The transcript is spliced from 2 exons. The coding region runs from base 168 to 1211 and encodes 347 amino acids.
AAAAAAGUAACGUGUGUGUGUUUGUGUCGGUGUGUACAUAAUACUUACGAAGGAAUUAUUAAAGUGUGCCUAAUUAGGAAAUUCCAACUUGGUAAGCAUGCAUGCUUUCUAUAAAAAGAGACAACAUGUGGACACAAUAAUUCAUUUCCCAAGAGAAGUAAAAAACAAUGAAGGGAGAUCUGAGAAAUGGGGUUUACGUUGGAUUGGUGGUGAUGCUCUAUGCGUGUAUUGUCGUUGUACAACUCGAAGCAGCGUUGGAAACAAAGACAUGUUUCCAAAGGAAGAGUCCAUGUUUCCUAAAGAAGCAAACUUGCCCAAAGCAAUGUCCUUCGUUUUCCCCUCCCAAUGGCAGUACCAAGGCAUGCGUCAUCGAUUGCUUUAACCCUAUUUGCAAAGCCACUUGCCGAAAUAGGAAGCCUAAUUGCAACGGCAAAGGAUCAGCAUGCUUAGAUCCACGUUUCAUCGGCGGAGAUGGCAUCGUCUUCUACUUUCAUGGAAAACGCGACGAGCAUUUUGCACUAAUCUCUGACGUUGACUUCCAAGUCAACGCACGUUUCAUUGGUCUUAGACCUAAUGGUCGGGCCAGAGAUUUUACGUGGAUACAAUCCUUAGGUCUAAUCUUCGGCCCCAACAGCAAAACCUUCUCACUCGAGGCUACAAAAGCCGAGAAAUGGGAUCACCAAGUUGACCACCUCCGUCUUUCCUACGAAGGAAAAGAGAUCUCUUUACCAAAAGGAGAUACAUCAGUGUGGAGUCCUCCUCUAGGAGACUAUAUAAAGAUCGAGAGAACUUCUGACAUAAACUCCGUGUUGGUCACGUUACAAGACAUUGCCGAGAUUUGGAUCAACGUGGUUCCGGUGACAAAAGAAGACGACAUAAUCCAUAAAUACGGGAUACCGGAGGAUGACUGUUUUGCUCAUCUUGAGGUUCAGUUCCGGUUCUUGAAGUUGUCAUCAAACGUGGAAGGUGUUUUAGGAAGAACGUAUAAAGAAGAUUUCAAGAAUCCGGCGAAACCUGGCGUUGCUAUGCCGGUUGUUGGUGGCGAAGAUAAAUACAGAACAGCGUCACUUCUUGAAACAAGUUGUAAUGCAUGUGUUUACUCUGGUGGCUCAAGAAGUUUGGACAAGAUUGAGCCAUUGUUGCUGAAUCAAAACACUGUUGAUUGCACCGGUGGAUCCAGCAGUGGUGUUGGAAUCUUUUGCAGAAAAUAAAGAAAAUUGAGCUAAAGUUUUGUGUUUGGAUAAAUAUUUAUUAAUAUUACCAUUGGGGUUUUGAAUUUGUUACGUGGUUAAAACACUUUUUUGUUAGAUACGAAAAUCAAUUGAGUUGACUUUGGAGGUGGAUCAGCGGCGAUCUAGAAACCAUUGUAUUAAAAGCAUAAUAAAAACAAAAAUAGAAAAAGCAAUAAUGAUAGAUGCAAAAAAUGUAAUUAAUGGUGGCAUUUAGAGGUUUGUACACAAAUUUAUUGGGUGGUUAACCUAAUUUUAACCAAAUAUUUCAC